UAUCGAAUGCACACGUGAUUGUUAAAAUGGCUGCGGUAUAUAGGCCUAAACAAACAAAAACAAACAGCGAACAAAUAAACAAGCUAACCCGCAAUUCUCAAAUUCUAUUAGCUUAUAAAGACAAAGUUGACUUUACGUAUAAUUAAUGGAAUGGCAAGUCAGGGUGUUUUAGAUACUGACAGUGAAGAUGAAAUACCCCCAGGCUGGGAAGAAAGAGUGACAUUUGAGGGAAAAGUAUAUUAUGCAAAUCAUGAAUCAAAAGAUACUCAGUGGACACAUCCUUUGACAGGGAAAAAGAAGGAAGUAAAGGGAGAGCUACCUUAUGGUUGGGAAAGAAAGAUAUCUGAUACAGGUGUUAUGUUUUUUGUUGAUCAUGUGAAUGAAAAAACAACAUACACUGAUCCCAGAUUAGCCUUUGCUCAAGAAAAGAAAGAUUCCCCUCUUGAUUUUCGUCAGAAAUUUGAUGGUAGUUCUACAGCUCUGUCUGUAUUACUAGGAAGAGAUUUAAGUAGCAAAUACAUGAUAGUAACAGGAGCCAGCAGUGGUAUAGGUUUUGAAACAGUUCGUUCUUUAAGCCUACAUGGUGCUAAUGUUGUCAUGGCUUGUAGAGAUUCAGAAAAGGGUAAUGUUUGUGUGGAAGAAAUAAAGAAAGGCAACCCAAAAGCUAAUGUUGAAGUAAUGUAUUGCGAUCUUGCAAAACUCAGUACAGUUAAACAGUUUGCUGAAGAUUACAUGAAAAAAGACUGGCCACUGCACGUAUUAAUAUUAAAUGCUGGUGUAUUUGGUCUGCCAUAUGUUGAAACAGAGGACAGUUUAGAAACAACUUUUCAAGUAAAUCAUCUGGCUCAAUUUUAUCUUACAAAACUAUUAACGGAUUUGUUAGUAAAAUCAGCUCCAGCUAGAGUUGUAGUUGUUUCUAGUGAAUCUCAUAGAUUUACAGAUUUGAAUAAGUCAAACAUCAGUGCAUCAAAGUUGUCACCAGGAGCUAACAAAUAUAACGAUAUGAAAGCAUACAAUAUGUCUAAACUAUGUAAUGUAGUAUUUUCUAAUGAACUGAACAGACGUCUUAGAAGUCGUUAUGUAACAUCUUUAUCAUUACAUCCUGGUAAUAUAAUGAGUACGGGUUUACAGCGUAAUUGGUGGAUAUAUCGUUUACUCUUUAUGAUUGUUCGACCAUUUACAAAGUCAAUGCAACAGGGAGCAGCUACUACUGUACUUUGUGCAGUAUCCACAGAACUACAAGGGAUAGGAGGAAUGUACUUUAACAACUGUUUUCAUUGUUAUCCAUCAGAAGUUGCAACAGAUCCUGUUCUUGGAGACAAGUUAUGGCACAUCAGUGAGAACAUGCUGGAAGAUUCUUUGAACACUCAUUCAAAAUGAAACACAUAAUGUGACAGAGCAGUGAAAAGAAGAUUAUGACAUUCCUGGAUUUGUGUGAUGUAAAACAUCUCAUUAUGAGGCAUUAGGUUUGAGAUUUGUUUUGAAAGUGGAACCAGAAAUCUAGCAUAUAAGAGAAAAAGGAUGAUGUUUAUGUGAAUGGUAUUUCAGUUUUAAUGUUCAGAUAGUGUGAGAAUUUUAAACAGUUGGACAUUUUAACAUGUUACAGACAUACAAAUUUGAAACAUCUUACAGAAAUAUGACUUUUCCAACGUGAAAAACAAGAUAAGAAAAAAAGGAAUUCAAUUGUACAUUUUGCUUUUUUUGAUGUACAUUUUUUAUGUGGACUUUUUAAAUGCCAGUUGGACAUUUAAUGGAAAAUAUGGCCUAAAUCAGAAUACUGAACUGUAAGCAACCAUUAAAAUAAUUUUUUUAAAAAUUGACAAUUACUGUAUGAUACACAUACUCCCACAUUGAAACCUUGUUGGUGAAUAUUGUUGUCACCUCUGUCCAUCCGUCCAUCUCACGUCUAAAAUUGCUCAAGAGACCAGAAUUAACAUCUGAUUGACUUUAAUUUCAACAAUUUAUGUUAAUUAUCCCACGCCUUUCGAAGAAAGCAAGGGACUAUUAAAAUGGGUUUGUCAGUCUGACCGCCUGUCUGUCCGUCACACUUUUUGGGACACAAUAACUCUCCUUCUAAUUGAGCUAGAAUGUUCAAACUUGGUGUAGGUGUUUAUUAGGUCAUAGCCUUCAUGUAGUACGAAGAUGAGCAUUUUCUGCUUAGGGUAAGCAGAGAUAAGCAAUUUGAUUGGUUGAAGCUUUGGGAUGCAAUAACCUUCGUUCAAAUUAAGUGAGAGUGAGAAAACUUUGUGUAUAGUUUUACCACAUCACUACCUUGACUAAGUUUGAUAAUGCGCAUUAUCUGCUCAGGGUAAGCAGAGCAUUAAGCAAUUUGAUUUGAACACAAUAACUCUCCUAAAUGAGGUAGAAUGUUCAAUCUUGGUGUAGGCGUUCAUUAGGUGAAUGCCUUGAUGGAGUUCGGUGAUAAACAUUGUCUGCUUACGGUAAGCAGAGAUAAGCAAUCUGAUUGGUUGAUGCUUUGGGGCACGAUAACUUUGAUUAUAAUUAAGUGAGAGUGAUGAAACUCUGAGUAUAGAUUCAUCAUAUCAUUACCUUGACUAAGUUCGAUGAUGAGAAUUUGCUGCUUAUGCUAAGGAGCGAUAAGCAAUUUGAAAAGGUGAGGACCUUUUAACAUAACAACCCUGCUUUUAAUUGAGGUAGAAUGUUUAAACUUGAUGUAAAUGUUCAUUAGGUGAAUGUCUUGACUGAGUUCAGUGAUUAAAAUUUCAAGCUAAAGCUAAGCAGAGCUAAGCAAUUUCAUUGGUUGAUGCUUUGGGACAAGAUAACUUUGAUUCUAUCUGAAAGAGAGUGAAGAAACUUAAAAUUAGUGAAUAGUUGAUAAUCAGUUUGAUUGGUUGAUACUUUUGAAAAAAAUAAAUGUGCAAUUGAUUAAUAUGUGUCAUCUAUUUAUUUCGGGAUUUCGGCGGGGAACAUCAUCUUCACUGUUGACUUGUUACUUCUAGAGUUAUGGUCCUUUUUUUAUUACUUUGUUGAACCUUGUAAACACUCUAACGACUAAAGUUAUCAUAUUAAAUUUACAUCUGUUAUUUGAAUUAGUAAAACGAAGUAGCCUACUGAAUUUCAGCUAUUUCCGUUUAAAAGUUCUAGAGUUAUGACCCUUGUUUUCUCUUUGUUGAACAUUGUGAACAUCCAAUCUGUAUUUAAUUUGUAUUAUUUGAAUUAGUAAAACGACGAAGCCUAUUGAAUUUCAACAAUUUCUGUUUAUAACUCUUAGAGUUAUGGCCUUUGUUUCACUUUGUUGAACCUCGUGAAUGCUCUCAAUUAAAUUAUCGUCUGAUCUAUAUUAAAUUUACAUGUGUUAUUUAAAUUAGUAAAAUGAAGAAUCCUAUUGAAUUUCAGCAAUUUCUGUUAAUAACUUCUAGAGUUAUGGCACUUGUGAAUGCUCUAUCGACAAUAGUUAUUAUCUGAUUUGCAUGAAAUUUAUAUGUAUUAUUUAGAUCAGUAAAACAAAUAAGCCUUUCAACAAUUUCUAUUAAUUACUGCUAGAGUUAUGGCCCUUGUUUCACUUUAUUGAACCAUGUUAACGCUCUAACGAUUAAACUAAUCAUCCGAUCUCUAUGAAAUUAAUAUGCAUUAUUUAGAUUAGUAAAACGAAGAAGUUUAUUGAAUUUCAGCAAUUUCUGUUAAUUACAAUUAGAGUUAUGUCCAUUGUUUCACUUUGUUAAACCCCUUGCGAAUGCUCUAAUGGAAAAUGUUAUCAUCCGAUCUGUCUUAAAUUAAAUGUAUUAUUGAGAUUAGUAAAAUGAAGAAGGCUA
Messenger RNA from Patella vulgata (common limpet), 3773 nucleotides. Its product is annotated as WW domain-containing oxidoreductase. The record is from RefSeq and is a predicted model, not a curated record. The transcript has 9 exons. The coding region runs from base 151 to 1380 and encodes 409 amino acids. Gene Ontology annotation, molecular function: protein binding. NCBI's taxonomy places the organism in Eukaryota, Metazoa, Mollusca, Gastropoda, Patellidae.